CCUCUGAAUCUUUGUUGAUGGCACACUUGCAACUUGUCAUCACUUGUCAAAGUAUCAUUCAAAAAAUCGCCUAAUAUAAAUUUUAUCACAAUGUUCACUCUUCCACCACGUCCUCCGAAAGACUAUGUGCUGAAAGAUAUUACCAAAAGUCUUUGUUCGUCUUCCCAAUUCACUCCGGAUUCUCUGCCAAGAGUAACUCAAGACAAUUUGGGAAAAUUUUGUUCUCCCAUAGAGUAUGAAGAUAAUGAACUUCCUGAAAAAAUCACGAUUGAUAUUCAACCCACAGUCAUGGAAAAAAUGACGAACGAUGCCAGAGCGUGUUGGGUGGUACAACCUGGAAAAGAUGAUUUCUUCCUCCAUGACGUUUACAAGAAGUAUUCUGUGAAUCAAGAUCGAGCUAAUUAUGACCCUAGGUAUAUGCAUAAAGAAAAAGUCUUCAACCGUUCGUACCAGUUCGAACUGGAUUGCAUCGAAGCAGCCCGUUUAGAAAAACUCCGUGUAAAGUGCGAAAGGGAGGACGCAGAUUUCGAAAAUUCGUUUCAAAGGUUGGUGACUAAUCAAAAAGCGAAAGAGAAACCUGCCAUUCAAGUAAAAACUUGCAAAGAAGAACCGCCAUUCUGGUGGAAAAAAUCGAACAUUGAAGGGGAAUGUGAUGUCGUUGAACAGCCUAAAACUGAGACAUUCAGUGAUGAUCUGGUUGGUACAACCAGUUACCGUUCGUCUUAUGUGAGAUGGCAAGAGGAGCCCAAUUUGACAGCAUUCGUACAAGAUGAUCCAUGCAGAAGAAAGCGAGAUAUGCUUCU
Molecule: messenger RNA, 803 nt
Organism: Leptinotarsa decemlineata (Colorado potato beetle)
Lineage: Eukaryota; Metazoa; Arthropoda; Insecta; Coleoptera; Chrysomelidae
Source: RefSeq, a predicted model, not a curated record